Messenger RNA from Nothobranchius furzeri (turquoise killifish), 6542 nucleotides. RefSeq names its product alsin Rho guanine nucleotide exchange factor ALS2 b (gene als2b). NCBI's taxonomy places the organism in Eukaryota, Metazoa, Chordata, Actinopteri, Cyprinodontiformes, Nothobranchiidae. Gene Ontology annotation, biological process: regulation of GTPase activity; endosomal transport. The record is from RefSeq and is a predicted model, not a curated record. Gene Ontology annotation, molecular function: guanyl-nucleotide exchange factor activity; small GTPase binding. Gene Ontology annotation, cellular component: cytoplasm; centrosome; intracellular membrane-bounded organelle.
UGUCGCUAGCAAACAGCAGAGAAAAGCCGCUGUUUGCUUACCAUCUAACAGCUCUACUGACGUGUUUUUCACACUGACAGAAGUGGACGACUAAAGGGGCUUGGACAAAAACGUACUGUUCAAGGAACAGUCAGUAAACAGGCGGUGUUUAUUUAUGACGUUGUUCUGACUGCUAAUGUGUCUGAUUCAGGGACAGAAGCAGUCCUGAGGAUGAAGACAUAAAGCCAACGGAUGGACCCUCAGAGAAGGAGCUCUGAAGAUGACGAUGCAGGUGAGCGAGGCCUCCUCCACACCUGGAAGGGCUACUCUUACAGCAUCACCCCGGAGAGGCUGCUGCUCCCUCGGCCGGUGCUCCAGGCCGCUCUGGGAGCGCAGCAUGGAGUUCUGCUGGUGGAGGGUGGACAGGUGUACAGUUUCGGGGAGUUACCAUGGAAACAGAGUCCAGCAUUGGAGGCGAUGAAUCCGACUCUAGAGAACACGCUCAGUGGGCAGCGGGUGGUCGCCGUGGCAGCAGGGAGCUUCCACAGCGGGGCGGUGACGGAGGACGGCGGAGUCCACAUGUGGGGGGACAACAGAGCUGGACAGUGUGGCCUGUCGGGUCUCAGCUCCGUCCCCAACCCGACACCGGUGGCCCUGGUGGAAGCUGGCGGUGCAGAAACGGUGCCGAUUCUGGAGCUGGCCUGUGGGGAGGAGCACAGCCUGGCGCUGUCGGUCCAGAGGGAGGUGUGGGCGUGGGGCAGCGGGUGUCAGCUGGGUCUGAACGCCCCUGCCUUUCCUGUCUGGAAACCCCAGAAAGUGGAGCAGCUGGUGGGGAGGUGCGUGUUGCAGGUGGCCUGCGGGGCAUCACACAGCCUGGCUCUGGUCCGUUGUCCAGGUCUGCAGGACGUCCAGCGUCCCCCCGUGGACAAAUGUAACCAGUGUAACCAGCUGCUGUACACCAUGAUGGACAAGGAGGACCACGUCAUCAUCUCUGACAGCCACUUCUGUCCUCUGAGGGGGGACACCACUGAGGGGGAGGCCAGGCUUGAGGCCACUGCUCCCACCCAGGGUCUCAAAUCCUCCCCAUCUGAGCCGGUCCUCCCCUCCUACAGCGCCUCCUCCCAUAUCCCAGCAGCCCCUGCAACUGAAGGACACACAGACCCGGCCUCUGACCUCAACGGUGCUCUGAACCCAGAGGAAUCAGAAACACGACUAACUAACGGUCUGCAGCCAGGCUCGGAUGCAGCUCAGUCUAAAGCUGCUGCCGCCGCCAAAGGGUCGCCGUAUCCCGAUGAGCAGGCGGUGAAGGAAUACCUGAGGAAGCUGUCGGACUGCUCACAAGUAGAGUCAAAGACGCCAUCUUCUGGAGGUCGUAGCUCCUCCACCCUCAACAGCCUGGUGGCCUCUUGCGCCUCAGCAGUGGGCGAGCGCGUCGCCUCCACCUACGAGGCUUUGUCCCUUAAAAAGGUGAUGAACUUUUACCUGCCGUCGCGGUCCGAGGCACUAAGCGGAGUCGGGGAGAACACCGCGGAGCGAGUCCGCCGGGAGGAGUCGGUCCAGGCCAAAAAGAGCUCCAGCACGGGGGACAUCCACGAGGAGGAGGCGGAGGGUUUGAGGCGCCGCCUGUCGCUGCCAGGACUCCUCUCUCAGGGUAGAUACGCUGUUCACGUCUUAUCCUCCUCCUAUGGCCUUCUGCUGUCGCCGCGGCUCCUGAGGAAGGCCGCUCGUCCCCGGAUGCGCGCCUUGGCCCUCACCCCGAUGGGAGGAGGCGUUCCCGAGGACCAGGAGGUGCUGCCGUCCCUGCAGACGGAGGUGUGGAGCUGGGGGCGUAGCGAGCACGGCCAGCUGGGACACGGCGACACCUUGGCCAGGCUACAGCCACUCUGCAUCAAGAGUCUGAACAAUAAGGAGGUGGUCCGGGUGGUGGCGGGGGCUCAGCACUCCCUCGCUCUGACGGCUCAGUCUCAGGUGUUCUCGUGGGGCAGCAACAGCUCCGGUCAGCUCGGUCACAUGGAGUCCCCUAGCUCCGUCCCCCGACUCGCUAAGCUCUCUGAAGGCAUCCGGGUUUGGGAUGCAAGCGCCGGAGAGAGACACACCCUCCUGCUGGCAGACGGAGACUGCAUCCAGCCUAUUAUUUACUACAGCGGGCAGCAGGUGAAGGAGGGCGAGGACGAGGAGGCGGUUCAGGAGGGAGAGGAGGAGAAUCGGGUCGGGAGCUACACCCAGCAGCCCGUUCUGCUACCUUUCUGUAUGAACCUCGGUUAUGUGAGCAGCGUGAUUGCCGGCGGUCGGCGGUGCGUGGCGCUCUCCGACAGGAACGUGAUGGGCUUCAUCGCCAGCCUCCACGAGCUGGCUUCAGCUGAGAGGAAGUUCUACUGCAGGCUGUGCAGCAUCAAGUCUCGGGUCAUACGCCCCCUGCUGGAGCUGGAGUCUCUGAGCUCGACGCUUGGCCAAGGGACCCUAGAGCUCCUGCAGACACUGGCGGGCCGGUUCAGCGUCCUGUGUCACCUGACCGGUCAGCACGCGGUCAGUCUCACCAGCAAUCUGCGCCGAGGCCGGGACGUCAGCGGCCUCCUGAUGCUUGACCACGUGGGCAUCUUCCUCAGCUCCUACAGCGAUUACUGCAGUGCUGUCGGCAACUUCCACGUGGUGGGAGGCUUCCAGGCUCUGAUUAAACCGUCGCUAGACGUCUUUGGGAAAAUCCCAGAGCCGCUGCAGAGGCUGUCUGAGAGCAGCGAGGAGAACCUGGCUGUGCCUGACCUCCUGGUGGCGCUCUUCUACCUCCCAAACCUCCAUCUGCAUGAAUACGGCCGGCUGCUGCUCAAGCUGGCCACCUGCUUUGAAGUGUCUUCCAACGAUUAUCAGAAGCUGCAGGACGGCUGCUCCAAGUUUGAAGCUUUGACCCUGCAGCUGAAGAGGAAAAGAAAGGAGGCGGAGUACACAUCCCACUUCUGGAAGAGCUUUCCAGGGAAAAUGACGGAUUCGCUGAGGAAGCCCCACCGCCGACUCAUCUACGAGAGCAGCAACAAAUCUCUGACCCUGCAGAACGCCGGCAGGUUCUCUGUCAACUGGUUCAUCCUGUUCAACGACUCUCUGAUCCACGCACAGGGCGUGGCGCCCCAUAAAAAUCCUUUUUCCACCCAUCACAUCUUCCCCUUGGCCACGCUGUGGGUGGAGCCGACGCCGGAGGACGACGCCGGACUACACGGGCUAAAGGUGAUCACGCCUGAGGAGACGUUCACCCUGCUUGCUUCGUCUGCCACAGAGAAGUCCAAGUGGCUUCGUGCCAUCAACCAAGCCGUGGAUCAGGCUCUGAGCGGGGCAGGGCAGGACGUGGGUGGGGCGGGUCAGGUGUCAGAGCCGCCGAUCUCCAGAACGGCUUCUUACACCUUUUAUAAAGAAGGUCGGCUGAAGGAGGCGACGUACGAAGGGCGCUGGGUCGCUGGGAAGCCCCACGGCAGAGGAGUGUUAAAAUGGACCGAUGGGAGAGUUUACACCGGCUCCUUUAACAACGGACUAGAAGAUGGCUUGGGGGAGUUUGUAGCUCCUAAUAAAACGCUGAACAAGAACGACCACUAUCAGGGUUACUGGAAGGACGGCAAGAUGCAUGGCCUGGGCUCCUACAGGUACGCUAGCGGGGAAGUGUACGACGGCUGCUUCCAGGACGGCAUGCGGCACGGACACGGCAUGCUGCGGAGCGGGAAGCUCAACACGUCCUCCCCCAGCGUCUUCAUCGGCCAGUGGCUGCAGGACAAGAAGACCGGCUACGGUGUCUUUGACGACAUCACAAAAGGAGAGAAGUACAUGGGGAUGUGGCAGGACCACCAGCGCCAGGGCAUCGGCGUCGUCGUCACGCAGUUUGGGCUUUACUAUGAGGGAGCCUUCAAAGACAACAAGAUGAUGGGGACGGGGAUCCUUCUGUCAGAGGACGACACCACCUAUGAGGGGGAGUUCUCAGACGAUUGGACCCUCAGUGGGAAGGGUGUCCUGACCAUGGCCAACGGCGACUACCUGGAGGGCUCCUUCAGCGGCGAGUGGGGAUCCGGCCUUAAAGUGACAGGCUCCUAUUUUAAACCUCACCUGUUCGACUCGGACAAGGACAAAAACCGAGCCGUGAAGCUGGGCCGUCUGUGCGUGUCUGCGGAGGAGAAAUGGCGUGCUGUGUUUGAGGAGUGCUGGACUCAUCUGGGCUGCGAGGCACCGGGUCGAGGGGAGCACCGGACGGCCUGGGAGCGCAUCGCUGAGGCGCUCACCACCAACCGGCAGCACCUGCUGGACAGGUACAACCCUCGGAGUCAGGCAAACCUGACAUUUAAUAAAAAUGUCUGGAAUAACGCGAGUUUGUUGUGUCUCAGUCCAGAAACGCUGUCUCUGAGUCACAGUAGAACCCUGGAGGGUCUAGAGAUUGUCCCCGAUCAUGAAGGGCCCGUCACCAUGGAGAGGUACCACUUCAUCCGCCUCUACCUGCUCAAGGCUUGCGACACCCCCCUCCAUCCGCUGGGACGGCUGUUGGAAACCCUGGUGGCGGUCUACAGGAUGACGUACGUCGGUGUCGGAGCUAACCGUCGCCUCCUGCAGCAGGCCGUCAACGAGAUCAAGUCCUACCUCAACAGAAUUUUCCAGAUUGUCAGAUUUCUGUUCCCAGACCUUCCAGCAGAGGGCGGUGUAAUACCUGAACCAACAGAAGACCUGCAGGACCAGAAGCAGCAGACUCCCUCUGACUCCCCUAUGGAGUCACCUAAACCCAGCCGUGUGGUGAGCAGCUCCGCUCUGCUGCUCCCCGUCCUGCUGCCUCGCCUCUACCCGCCACUCUUCACCCUCUACGCUUUGGAGAAGGAGAAGGAGGACGAUGUGUACUGGGAGUGUGUCCUCCGCCUCAACAAGCAGCCCGACCUGGCUCUGCUCGCCUUCCUGGGCGUCCAACAGAAGUUUUGGCCCGUUUCCUUCCCAUCCUCCCUUUCUUCUUUAGGAGAGACGCAGCAGGUCAUCUCCAGCACUAAAGAUGUCUGCUUUGCCUCUGCGGUGGAAACGCUGCAGCAGAUCAGCACAACGUUCACCCCGUCUGACAAGCUGCAAGUGAUCCAGAUCACCUUCGAGGAGAUCACACAGGAAGUGCAGUCGCUGCUGAAGCAGGACUUCCUGUGGUCCAUGGACGACCUUUUUCCCGUCUUCCUCUACGUUGUUCUGCGUGCUCGGAUCAGGAACCUGGGGUCAGAGGUCAGCCUCAUCGAAGACCUGAUGGAUCCCUGCGUUCAGCACGGAGAGCACGGAAUCAUGUUCACCACCCUGAAGGCGUGCUACUACCAGAUCCAGCAUGAGAAGAUCACAUAGGACCAUGGAGCUUCCUCCUCCUCCGUCCCCUCAGCGCCAGAUGGACCCGGGCUCGGUGAAAUCAGAGGAUCAUGCGCCAACAGCUCUAUUUGCUGUUGUCAUGGAGACUGAUCCGGAGCUAAGAACACUUUACCUUUAUGUAGUCCUGAUGUGGGCGGAGUCAUUAGCUGGUGUCACAUCGUGUGACGCUGGAGUCUAAGUAAACCGGACAUUAAUUUCUGCCAAGAGGAUUUUUUUUAACCUAAAAAGAAAAAAAGAUGUAAUUUUCCUUUCAGACUGACUCGUGUUGUUGCUCUUUACCGCCCCCUGGUGGAGACCUCUGCAGGGAGCUAAAUCUAAUUCCAACGGACUUAAUUUCAGGGUUUUUGUCUGUUUUUAUUUUUUGUUUUUUUGUUUAAUCCUCUUUAGACAACCCCUCAACAAAAAGCAAAUGCAUGAAUGCAUUUCCCCAUGAAAAACAGUUUUAUUCCUUCUUUCCUUUUAAAACGUUUAAAGCUGCCAGGACUGUAACUGAUGCAGUCCUGCGCAAAUGUGAAGUUGUCUUCAUCCUGCAGUCACACCCUCAGUUGCAUCUUCAAAAGGCAAAACCGACUGAAAACUUUGCUCUUUCUCUCAAGAAUUCCUUUUUUCUUUUUUAAUGUGCUCCUGACUUGACUGACUCCAGCUGAAGAAAUAUGAAAACAUUUUCACCUCAAAUGUUCUAAAAGAUUCUCUUUCAUUCGUUCAAAACGUCUCUGGCCCUGUUGGUUGUGAACAUGUUGUUUUAAGACAAUCUGAGCCGUCCCCAGAUUACUAAGUACUGACACCGAUCGUUAGUGAAUGGCACGUCUGAAGAAAGCAUGGCUGCUCCUUUCAGGUGCACUCAAUCAGACUCGACUAGUUGCACCCGGUGAGAACAGCCUACCUCUAUUUGAAGAUUUUAUCGAACAUAAACGGAAAAGAUCUUGUUUCUGUAAUAGAACGAGUUAAAUGUUUAGCUGCGUCGUCGCCAGAUGGGACGCUGCUGCUGCAGGUGGAGGCUUCAAGCUGCACCGUCUGUCAUCAGCAGUGUUUGAUGCGUUUUGUUUACGGAAAACGUCUGCACGGUUUAAAAAACUCCAAAAUGCUGCUGAAGCUAAACUGUUUUCUGGAGUUAAGUCGGCAGUUUUCCCGCACAUGAAGCUCUUUUACGGUUUUGUAAAAGUCUAGGUUGUUUUCUCCUGAGUUUGGACAAUAAACAUGGUGGACUCCAA